GUUCUUAACCAAAUGCAGGACCUGGUGGACGCGGCGUCGGUGGUGGCCAGCGCUGACGACAUGGCGGACAUGAAAUUCUGCCGGGAAAUGUUUGCCAUAAUGGCGGACUCAUACCCUGCCCUCGGCGGCGUGAUAGCCCUCCAUUUGUGGCCUCAAUUCUUCGACGAAUAUGUGUGCAAUGAACUUCUGAAGUCAUGGACUUUCGUCAAGAACCUUUUCCCUCUUAUGAUCGACAUGGAAGAAUCUGGGUUUAAUUCUUUGACUUUCACUGUCACAUACCCUGAAAGCGCCGAACUCAAAUUUCAAGCCCCAAAUGGUCUUUCUAAUGACGUUGAGUUCGAAUUGAUUCCUUCGCUUGACCCGUUGGAGGUCGGCGACUUUGAUUUCUCGUCGUUUGUGAGCUUGGAAUCAGAAGAGUUCGUAAACAUUGUUACUGAGUAUCACAUGUUCGAUUACGUUCAUGUGACUGUAACGAGUACCCGAGUCAUAUUCUCUUACGCGAUCAUGCUAGAGACGAUUCUUACCCAAGAGGAUGGAGAGUGUCUUAUUGGAGGCAUUACAGCACCAAAUCAUAUGGAAUUUAUAAUCACUCUCAGUCCCAUUGAAGCUUUCUAUAGUAUGGCACAUCGAUCCAAGAGGGUAUGGCUAUAUAAGUCAAUGCAUACCACUAAAGGUGUAAUUAUUUUCCCUCUUGGAUUGUAUUAUCGAUUUGUGGCUUAUUUCUAUAAUCCGGGGGAAUGAUUUAUAUGGGAAAACCCUCUCUACUUUCUGCCAAAAUGUUGAUGCCAUUUCAUACUCAUUUCCUCUCAAUCAAGUAUUCAAAAAAAAGUUGU
Cucurbita moschata (crookneck pumpkin) is the source of this 833-nucleotide messenger RNA. RefSeq lists its product as uncharacterized. NCBI's taxonomy places the organism in Eukaryota, Viridiplantae, Streptophyta, Magnoliopsida, Cucurbitales, Cucurbitaceae. The transcript has 4 exons. The coding region runs from base 13 to 741 and encodes 242 amino acids. The record is from RefSeq and is a predicted model, not a curated record.